UGGCAGAUGAUAAAGAUUUGAAAGCCCGCGUAAAUCAGUUGACAAUUUUGAUCGUGUCUUCUCCAUGUAUUCGCUUUUAAAAUUAGGAAAUUUUCUGCCGUUAGAAUAAUCAUUUGCAGGUCAAGGUGGAGAAAUGGGGGAUAAAUGUCAGUGGUGUUCUCUUGCGUGCGCAAUUUGCCGCAUAGGGUGCUUUCGAGUAUGUAAGCUAAAGUUAUUUAACAUAUAUAUUUUGAUAUUGUAAUGAUCAAUAAGACUUUUAAUCAUGAACUUAUCGUGAUUUUAUGAGCAAUUUUGGAACUUGUAUUGUGAAAGAUAACUCAAUCAAAGUUUAAAUCAAAUCUUAUAACAAAUGAGAAAGGAAAUUGAAAAAGGUUGGAAUGAGAUCGAGAGUAGCAAACUUUUUUAGCCUGUCCACAGCACUAAAUUAACUCACUUUCGCCAAGUUCUUUCCUUUUGUAUAUAUUCCUCUUACUUAUCGUGUCCGUGGUCCGUUCUACUAUAAGUUACGGAACCUCGUUUUUUCCGCUCGGAUUUAUGCCCCGCGCUCUUCGCGCUUGGCUCAUAAGUCCGAGCGAAAAAAACAGUGUGAAACGAGAUGAGAUGUUUAUUAUUUCUCCGGGUUCAAAUAGAGGGGAAGAAUUAAAUUCAACAAACUUUUGAAUUUAGCUGGUUGCGAAGUAACAUACAGCCCGCUAAAUUGACCAAUCAUGUCACAUCUACUAACUGAGAGAUAAACAGAGAGAAUUUGUGUCAUCCAUAAGACGGAAAUCGAAAAUAAUCACUUUUAAUCAAAUAUAUUAUGUUACCUGAUUUUCUCAAGGUUUGAUUUCAAACAUGGUUUUUGUGUUUUUGCUCAUUUCCAUUUUAAGAAGAAACAAUUCACAUGGCCAACAUCGGUUUCUUUUAUCACAGAGAUAUAUACCAAGGAGUAAUUGCAUGUAUGACCAGGAGACUGGUUGUAUGGUCUUUCUUUUCAUUUCAUUACUCUUCUGUCCAGAGGAUGGGAUGCCUAUUACAGUUUCAGUGAAUGCUUAUUUUCAGAGAGAGAUUUUAUUGGCAUAUAAACAACCCUUUACCUGAAGACUACCUCCUCCCACUUCUCUCCAACCCCCAACCCCCCCCCCUUUAUUAAGAAUGUAUUUAACCAGCCCCUUGGGAUGUAAUUUGUUGCAUGUACCAGGAAGUUGAGUCAGUUGUCUUUCAAGCAUCACCUUAGAAAAGAGAUAUUAUAUCAAUUCAUCCUAAAAACUCUUUCCAAUACCUGAAAUAUUCAAUUGUAUUUUUACUGUACAGUGUUAUCAAACAGUGUGCUGCAAGGAACCUUCAACACCCAGGCCAUCAUACUCUGUGAUUGCAAUUGGACUCAGCCAAGCUGGCAAGUCAAUGCUGUUUGCAAAGCUGAGUGGGGACGCUUCUGAAAAACUUGAGCCCACUGUUGGUAAGCUCUUUUUGCAAGUGUCUAUAUUUGAAUAUACUUUUCAGAUUUAUCACUUUGAGUUGACAUUUGUUAAAUGUCAGAAAAAGUUUAUUUAUUGUGAUGUUUGUGAACAUGUGUUGAUCGUUUUACUCCCAGAAUCAUGGAAAAGAAUCUCCCAACUUGUUAUUUAACAUUGCUUCAUGGGCUAGUAGGAAGAAUUUGGUUUUAUAUCAAGACAAUAUCCCUUAUUUCUGAGUGUAAGAUAUUCAGUAACUACCCAUGUUAACUGUUUGAUUUAAUUCAGGAAAUUAUCUUUUACAAAAUGAUUGGCAUACACUCAGUGGUACUCUAAAUCUGUAAUGUAUUUCUGAAAUGGCUAUGAUAGGUUUCUCUGUGAAAGCUGUCCAACUACCCAGUGCUAUUCUGAAUGUUAAAGAACUUGGAGGUAAGUGUAUAACUUCAAAGUUACUUUUAGUAACAAUAGUGAUAACCCUUAAAAGAUCACAACUUUAAAAGGUAUCAAAAGAGACUGGGGUUAUAGGGAGUGAGUUUUCCAGCAUAGACUUACAUAUAAAGUGAGAUCAGGGCAGUUGUUACAUAAAUUUAGAAUAUUUCAAAUGACCUAAGGAUUUGACUUACACUCCAAAAGACCAUGUAGCAGUGGGCCUCCUUAAGUUAUUGAAUGUCAGGUAAUUGUCAUUUUACUAAUGGUGCUGAUGGUAGGAUUUUUUCAAAUGAAUAAAAUUAUUAAUUCAUAAACUUAUCUAACUUUGCAUAAUAGGUGGAGAUAAUGUCAGAAAAUACUGGCCACACUAUUUUGGAGGAGCUCAGGGGAUAGUAAGAAAAACAUUUAAGUGAAGUUUAAAGUUAAGCCAAUGAGGAAUUUUUCUGUGUUUAUACAGUCUCAUCUGAAUGCAAGGAAACUUUGAGAAAGUUUUGCAAACUUUCAAAAAUUUUCAAAUUCUCAAAAAAAUGAGAAUGUAUAGUAAUUUAAAUGUCUUAGUGCUUAUUUAACUAACAUUGUUUUAGAGCAAUUGUCACAAUUGUUAAUUUUGGUGAAAAUGCACACAACAAAAAUUGCACAGCUGCUGUUGACCAAACCUUGUUGUUUCUGUGUAAUGAUUUUAACUAUGUCUGUAAUUUGUAUUUGAAAUAUGACAAUAAUUAAUUUUUAAAAAUUUCUUAAAAAAUUUCUGGCAUAAGUGCUGGGCAGGAAGCGAGCCUUUACUCUUUCCUGUUCCUGGGAGGAUCAAAGUAAGACCACACCCGAGAAAAUGGUAGAAAACAAACCUGCUGAUACCAAUAUAACUACAUAAUGUUUAAAAGAAUGAUAUAACCCUUCAUGUGGAAAGGCUUUUUAUAUCAAGUAAUGAAAGAUGUUUAUUUGGAUAAUAAAUCCUGCCAUAUUUAAAAUACAAAUCAAUAACCAAUAAUUUGUAGGUGUUUGUGGUGGACAGCUGUUGCAAUGAUGAUGAUGUGGAUUUAGCUGCAGCUGAGUUACAAGAAGUCCUGUCCCACUCCUCCCUGGAAUCCCUUCCUCUGCUGGUCUUAGCUAACAAACAAGAUGUUAAUGGAGCCCGCAGUGCAGAUGAGGUAAGUGGUGCACCUCUUAACAUUACUGCAGGAUUAGAGAUGUUUUUUUUUUUGUUUUAAUGAUAAACAAUGUUUAUCACAGUAAUCCUCUACAUUUUUUACAAGUAGAGUCUUUUCCAGGUUAUUUUGGAUAAUUUCAUCAUUAGGAAAAAUAGAUGUCUUCUGAUGCAAAUAUUUGUUGACUGGUAAAAGGCCAGUUGUCCAUCAACCUAUGAAUAGAGGGGGUAAGUUUGCUUAGGGUUAGGGCUAGGGUUAAGAAACUGUAGUGCUCCUUUGUCAGAGCUCUAAGGAAGGGCUAAUGCUCGAAAUGGCAGCUAUGAAACUCUUUAUGGUAGCCAAUUUACAUUAUCAGCUCAGCUGAUAAUACUAAAUCACCCCAUCUAACUUUGACCCUCUGUCAAAGACAAUAACUGUUGCAUAAAGACUGACAAUCCAAUCAAAAUUUGGGGCCUUUUUUUUCUCAACUUAACUUGUGAUAUGUGAAUACGGCGUCCAAAGCGUAUGCGGAUGGUUGAUUUUUUAUCUGCGUCUUCAACUUUUUUAAUCCACAGCUGUCGAGGAUGAUGGGGUUGGAUGCGAUUGCUCGAAAGAGAAAUUGGCACAUACAAGCGUGCUCUAAAGACGACACGGAAAGUGCCAAACAAGGACUUAGUAAACUAGUGUCAUUUAUCAAUCCUGACACGGAAACAUCGGAACAAAAUAGAUUAUGAGCUCAGGAGAAUGUUCCGACUAACGAAUGACAUAUUACAAAACAGAAAACUACUAACAUGUGUGUGAUUUCAACUUUAAUUUAAUCGAUUUCUGGGUUUCGGUGUCCUGGAGUUAUUUGUAAAGGUACUUGCGCCAUAAGUAUUAAUAUUAUUCUUAGUCCUAGAAGUAUAAUUAUCAUUAAUAGUGGUAGUAUUUUAAGUAGUAGUAUUGUUAUUAGUGGUGGCAGUAUUAUCCUCAUCAUUAUAUUUAUUACCGCAUUUAAACCAAGGAACAAUAUGUAACUCUCAUCGAUAUAUCGAAACCUCCCGUUAGCAACUUGAUGUUGUUUCAGAUGUUAAAAUUGGUGCAAAAAUUUUUUUCUGGGAAAAGAAGGGUUGUUUUCAGUCUAAAGUUGAUCUAAUCUCUUCUUGGUCGCGAUAUUACGCGAGGAUUCUGAGAUGUUUCUUUUGAUGUGUCGGUACCCAUCCAUACUCGCAAAUUGUGUGUAAAGUUCAUCCCUUCAGAUCGAUUUCCAGCUACUACAACAGUUUUUUGCUUCUGACUUAUAAAUCCGACUUUUUAUUAAUUUAUUCUACUUCUUCGUUCGCGCAUUAGCGGUUAAAAAUAAUCAGGGUUUUGUUUGGCAAUGGCCCUCUCGUAAUAUCCUUAAACGGUUUGAGACACCUCCAGUUAUCCUCAGAAGUUGUUGAAGCAUACUCGUUAAUUUUCGGAAGUCGUUUGAACAUCUUCCUUAGUUUGCGGUUGUUGUCCGAUCAUAGUCCCGACAGGGUUAAGGGAAAUCUCAGAUUCAUAAGAAAUAAGCUGGCUGUUGUGAAUAUGUUGGAAGCCAGAAACUUGUGAAAUUUGUUUGGAAUAAAUAGAAUACUAAUCGAGUUCAUAUAUUCCUGUACAAAUGUAUAAAAGAAAAAGGAAAUUAGGAGAAAACUGAAGCUCCAAUCUUUU
Pocillopora meandrina is the source of this 4663-nucleotide messenger RNA. Lineage: Eukaryota; Metazoa; Cnidaria; Anthozoa; Scleractinia; Pocilloporidae. The record is from the annotation of a GenBank genome assembly.